AUGGCAGAUGAAACUUACACUAUACAGAAAGAAGCUUCGCGCAUUCUACAUUCGGUACUUCUCACGGAUCCGCGUCUUCAGAUCCCCAAAUCCGUCCAAGAUGCAGCAAAGCGCACCUCCUUUGACGCGUCCGCGCUCUCAACACCCUUCCUGCCCGCCCCCAUAAAGUGUACCGAGUCAAGCUCGGCGCUGUGGGCUUUACUAGCAACUUUCGGAAACACCGUGGCAGCUGAGCGAUAUGGUCUCACCGACCAGCGCGUCGUCGUGAAUAGCGAUGCCGCAUCCGCUUUCCUCUUCUCGUUCUGGCUUCUGCGGGUCGGCGGGAAGCCGGUCUCUGAUCCUGAGCUAGCCACAAGAUACUCUAUCUAUGACACCACGCAGCAGUUCACUUUUUGGAGGCGACUUGUCACCAACGUCUACCCGACGCGGGAUGGUCGCUGGUUCCAUCUACACGGGGGACUGGAUUCCGACCGGAGUUUGCGAAUGCUGGGGUUACCGACGCACCGGGACGUGGCGGAUGAGAUGGAGGCCAUCAAAGGGCUCUCGGACACGGUACAGCAGUUUGAUGCGGACUGGCUGGAUAUCGAGGCGAAUGAGUAUUGGAGGCAGGCAGGUGGGAUCUGCUUCACCCCCGAAGAGUAUCGCGAGACCGAGCAAGGAAAAGCUAUAGCGGAUGAUGGGCUGUAUAUACUUGAAGAGUUUCCUGACAAAAGACUACCCCCGGUACCGUGGCCCAAGGUCGAUACUGAGACAUAUAGGCCCCUGGAGGGGAUUAAGAUUGUAGAUCUUACACGAGCGAUUGCAGGUCCAACGAUGGCAAAACUGGCGGCGCUAUUCGGGGCCACUGUAGUCAGGGUAUCAAAUACGAAGCUGCCAGAUCUAGGUAUCGUGCUAUUCGAGAGCAACCUCGGAAAGCGGGAUACUCACCUCGACCUGAAGACUGAAGAGGGACGAGAUGCACUCCGACAUUUAAUAGAAGACGCGGAUGUUGUGCUUGACGGCUACCGGCCAGGCGCCUUGGAAAAACUCGGAUUUGGACCGACGUACGUACAUGAAAUAGCCAAGAGGCGAGGAAAAGGCAUCGUCUAUGCGCGUGAAAACUGCUAUGGCUGGAAAGGGCCGUGGAAGCAUCGCAGCGGAUGGCAGCAGAUCAGCGACGCCGUGACGGGAGUCGCGUGGCUAUUCGCUCGGAUGUGGGAUGUCGACGAGCCGGUCAUGCCAUUCUUACCCAACUCCGACUUCCAGACCGGCAUAGUAGGUUGCAUCGGUAUCAUAAAUGCUUUAGACCAGCGAGCAAAAAAAGGGAGCAACUAUCUCGUGUCCAUGUCGCUAAACCAGCUUAAUAGCUUUAUAAUAUCCUUGGGGACCCAGAGCCCAGAAGUGCAACAGUUGUUGCGCAAUAUGUGGCCAGAUUUAAAGUCACGACAUUAUGAUGAUUUGCACAGGCAAGCAAGAGUGCUGAUACGCGGUUUGCCGGAUAAGGCGCCGCAAUUAUUGGAUCCAAGGUAUUAUGUGUCCCUCAAGGCUGACCUUGGAAAGCCUGACGAGGAGAUGGGAGCUGUUUGA
Daldinia caldariorum is the source of this 1566-nucleotide messenger RNA. RefSeq names its product CoA-transferase family III. Bases 1 to 1566 code for a protein of 521 amino acids. NCBI's taxonomy places the organism in Eukaryota, Fungi, Ascomycota, Sordariomycetes, Xylariales, Hypoxylaceae. The transcript has 3 exons. Gene Ontology annotation, molecular function: catalytic activity. The record is from RefSeq and is a predicted model, not a curated record.